This is a messenger RNA of Suillus clintonianus, 1959 nucleotides long. RefSeq lists its product as uncharacterized. The record is from RefSeq and is a predicted model, not a curated record. The transcript is spliced from 3 exons. NCBI's taxonomy places the organism in Eukaryota, Fungi, Basidiomycota, Agaricomycetes, Boletales, Suillaceae. The coding region runs from base 125 to 1633 and encodes 502 amino acids.
UUAGAAUUGGCACAAUGUUUUCCUGUAGUGCGCGUAUUUAUAGGCAAGGUGGUAGCGCUGGAAGGCUGUUCUCGCUGUCGCAUCGCUUUCAGUAGCUGAGUGGGUCCUUAGCGCUAACCCACUCAUGCACCCGUGUCUGCACCUCGAAGAAAUUCUACAGGAGAUCUUCAAAAGUGCUGACUAUAGGUCGUUGACGAUUCUCGCAAGGACAUGUCGAUUGUUUUACGAGCCCGCGCUGAAUGACAUCUAUUCAGAUCUCCCAGGGCUCCAGCCAUUAAUUGAGCGCUUGCCCCGCGAUCUGUGGUCAACGAGGUCCGGUACAUUGGUUGUUAGGGGUCCCUUGCGCCCUGAGGAUUGGGAAAUAUUUGCAAGCUAUUCUCGCCGGGUUCGUAGCAUACGGCUUAGAUGGUUCGCGAGCGAUGUCGGGCUUUAUCGCGCCCUUUCGUCCCCCCCUGAUCCCUCAUUCCUCCUACCCAACCUUCGUACAUUGACUUGGCACUGUCUCAGCGCCCGCUCUGCUGGACUUGAUGUCAUGAUCGCUUUCAUGGGUCUGCUCCUCGGCCACAACCCCGCGGAAGCGCAGCUUAUCGUAUCUGAACAUGCUCUUGCUGCAUUCUCCGAUCUUGGAUGCACAUCGCUUAAGAAGCUAGUCAUCCAAAAUCACAAAGUUGCUAUCAGUCCAAAUGUCACAGAAGAUGCGAUAUGCAAACUUUCUGCUUUGAGAUCACUCACAUGCGGGGAGGUUUCAAUCAGAGCUCUUCAUCACUUGGCGCAAUUUCCGUUGUUGAGCCGCUUGUCAAUUGGACUUGGAGACGAUAUCCCAUCCGCAUUCACCUUUUCAAGAUCGCCAUUUUGCAAACUUCGCUAUUUGACAAUCAAUACUAAAACCGUCGGUCCUUGCCUCUCUAUGCUUAAGGCGACCAACUGGAACAUACGCUGUUUCCACCAUCGGAUGGAUGCGGGGUAUGAUCCUGCUGGACGCAAGGCGCUUCUGGAUUUGCUUCCCUUGCAGCUACCGCACAAGUCACUGAAGUGCAUUUCCCUGCACACCAACGCCGCCCCGCAUGAAGACGACGACCUUAUCACAAAUCCCUUAUCAUUAAAACCGCUUUUUAGCUUCAAGAAUCUGUUGAUACUGGAGCUCAGCGGAGCUAUCCUCCCAGGACUGGAUAACGACGGGCUGCAAAAGCUCACUGUUGCGUGGCCGCAGCUGCGAGUCCUCAUACUGCAGCAGAAAGCAGGGCCUUAUCAUAUUCCACAAGUAGAUCUGACUGGGCUUGUUCUACUGCUGGAACAUUGCCCUGAUCUAUAUCAGCUCGCACUUUCUGUGAAUGCAAUCAUUGACACCAAGGCACCUCCCGCACCUCCAAUGAGCAGCAUCAGCAAUAAGCUCAUCACCUCCAUCAACUUUUGCAAUUCGCCCAUUACGAGAACAGCCGAAGUUGCAGCGUUUCUCUCUGCUAUCGUGCCCAACCUCCGGGAAGCGUUAUCUUGGACAGGAGAGGUGGUGUGCCCUGGUGGGAGCGUUCCCGACUAUCGAAGACGGUGGGGAGAUGUAGCAGAGUUGGUCUGUGUAUUUGCAGAGGUGCGGAAGCAGGAAAGGGAAUCAUGCGCGCACUCAAGAGAGAAGUAGUGCGUAAGUGAUAUCCUUGCGGACCAUUGCUGCGAUUUCAUGGCCCAGACAGUGCAUUCUUGGGUUCUAUCCCUGGGUGCGGCUCUGGGCAUCUGGUCUAGGCGGGCAGAACUGUAUUUCUAAUCAAAUAUGUAGCGCGAGACUUUCUUCACACAAAUGUUGUUGUUUUUUUCGAGGGCUUUUGUACGUUUUUUCAGUACUCUAGGCACACAUUUUGUGCAAAUCCCCUGGGGCCUAUAGGCAUAUAGCUAUGUAUACAUACCGAGAGUACUUGUGGACUUCAAACAAGGCGCAUCUGAAUCUUUGAAACAUACUGUUAUCGAAGG